Messenger RNA from Lycium ferocissimum, 911 nucleotides. Its product is annotated as embryo-specific protein ATS3B-like. The coding region runs from base 151 to 750 and encodes 199 amino acids. The record is from RefSeq and is a predicted model, not a curated record. Gene Ontology annotation, molecular function: protein binding. The transcript is spliced from 3 exons. Lineage: Eukaryota; Viridiplantae; Streptophyta; Magnoliopsida; Solanales; Solanaceae.
CGGAAGGACGAAUAUACCCUUUCCCUAUCUUCCCAAGAGUAGUCGUGUACCAUUCCAAGUUUCGCCACAAAUUAGUAAACGCCGACUGCCAUUAUAUUCCAAAUUCCAAAAACUAUAGUAUUAAUUAGGAAAUCUAAAAGUAGGUUCUCGAUGUCACCAACCAUGAUCAGACGACCAGCGAUACUGGUUCUUCUCUUUAUCACCGUCGCUUCCAUAACUAGCGGGGCCCAAGCAUCAAGAUCCAUCGUGUUCCACCCCCAGCCUAUUUCGUCCCUCGAUAUAAUCAAUACCACCCUAAACCAGGGGCAGAAUGCACGCUGUUCAUUUACGGUGAGCAUAAGGACAAGCUGCUCUUCACCAACACAAACUAGAGAUCAGAUUAGUCUAGCAUUUGGCGAUGCAUAUGGCAAUCAGGUCUAUGCACCAAGGCUAGAUGACCCAGCAAGCAGGGCUUUUGAGCGGUGUUCAAAGGAUACAUAUACAGUAUACGGUCCAUGCACCUAUCAGAUCUGUUACGUGUAUCUCUACAGGAGUGGAUACGAUGGGUGGAUACCUACUGAUGUUACCAUAUACGGCUACAACUCCAAAGCUGUUACCUUCAUCUACAAUGUUAAUAUCCCUAGAGACACAUGGUACGGCCAUAAUUACUGUCGUUCACGGGCUGUAAAAUCUGUAGGAAACUUGGGCUGGAGUUUGCUUUCUAUUGGUUCCACUCUGUUGUAUACAAUUGCUGGCCUGUUUCGUGGUUAGUUUAUGGGCCUUUUGGGUUGUAUCUAAUUUGGGCCUUUUGUUCCCUGAUGACCCUAGUCCAUGGAUUUGUGGGUUAGCUUGAACACUUUUUUAGGCUAAUUCGUGUCUUCUUGUAAUAAAUAAACGUUAAUUAGGUAUGGUUAGUUACUUACUUUGGUUCA